AAUAAGGGGAAGAUAACCUUCUUUAUCCAAGAUGUCGGCGCCCAGGCCUGUUACACAUGUCAUUUUUGACAUGGAUGGAUUAAUACUUGACACAGAAAGGCUUUAUACAAUUGCUUCUCAGACAGUGUGUUCACAAUAUGGUAAAGAUUUCACAUGGGAUAUUAAAGUUAAACAAAUGGGCAAGAAAGAAAUUGAGUCAGUUAUGAUAAUAAUUGAUGAGCUUCAACUUCCAUUAACACCUGAAGAAUACAUAGAAAAAUGGCGAGCAGAACAAAUAAAUCUUUUUCCAACAGCACCUUUCUUACCAGGUGCUGAGAAACUCAUCAAGCAUCUCCAUGGCCACAACAUUCCCAUUGCCAUAGCAACAGGUUCAAAUUCAUGGAGUUAUAAUUUAAAAACUUCCAAUCAUAAAGAAGUAUUUGAUUUAUUUCAUCAUGUGGUUAAGAGUAGUGAUGAUCCAGAUGUGAAAAAUGGUAAACCGGCUCCAGAUUGUUUUCAUGUGUGUAGAAACAGAUUUGAUAGCAUCCCUUCUCCCGAAAAGGUACUUGUGUUUGAAGAUGCUAGUAAUGGUGUUUUAGCAGCACAUUCAGCAGGAAUGCAGGUAGUUUGGGUGCCAGACCCCAGAGCAGAUAGAACAGAAACAUCUAAACUAGCUACACUAACAAUAAAUUCAUUAGAGGAAUUUAAUCCACAAGACUUUGGUUUACCAACAUACUGCAGUUGAAAAUAUACCACACAUAAAAACUUUAGAUUUAUACCCUUACUAUUAAAUAAUAAUUUAUUGUGAUUAUACAUAAAUUUGUUAUUUUUACUCUUUGUUAUAUGAAUUUGUUAUGAAUAUAUUGUGAUUUUAUAUAUGUAGAGGACAAUAUUUUAAAAAAUAAACAGAUUGAUUGUUGU
Patella vulgata (common limpet) is the source of this 900-nucleotide messenger RNA. Its product is annotated as pseudouridine-5'-phosphatase. Gene Ontology annotation, molecular function: phosphatase activity. NCBI's taxonomy places the organism in Eukaryota, Metazoa, Mollusca, Gastropoda, Patellidae. The transcript has 5 exons. The record is from RefSeq and is a predicted model, not a curated record. Bases 32 to 724 code for a protein of 230 amino acids.